AUGGGUUCUGCAAAUGGCUCUUCAGUGACUGAGUUCAUUCUUAUGGGAUUAACCAAGCAGCCUGAUCUCCAGUGCCCCCUCUUCAUCCUGUUUCUAGUGAUGUAUGUUGUCACUGUGUUGGGAAAUCUGGGUUUGAUUAGCUUAAUUGAGCUGAAUUCUCAUCUCCACACUCCAAUGUACUUUUUCCUCUUGAACUUGUCCUUUGUUGACCUCUGGUACUCUUCGGUGUUCACACCCAAAAUGUUGGUCAACUUUAGAUCAGAGAAAAACAUCAUUUCCUAUAGAGGAUGCAUGGCCCAGCUUUUCUUUUUCUGUUUUUUGUCCAUUUCUGAGUGCUAUGUUUUGACCUCAAUGGCUUAUGAUCGCUAUGUGGCCAUCUGCAAUCCACUCCUGUAUAAUAUUGUCAUGUCUCCUAAACUGUGUUUGAGCCUUAUGUUUGGUUCAUACAUGAUGGCAUUCUCUGGUGCCAUGGCUCACACAGGGUGCAUGCUGAGACUGACCUUCUGUGAUGCAAACACUAUCAAUCAUUACUUCUGUGACAUCCCUCCUUUGCUUCAACUCUCCUGCACCAGCACCUAUGUCAAUGAGCUGGAGGUUUUUGUUGUUGUGGGUAUCAACAUCCUUGUGCCCAGCAUCACCAUCUUCAUCUCCUAUGGUUUCAUUCUCUCAAAUAUUUUUCAUAUCAGCUCCAAGGAGGGCAGGUCCAAAGCCUUCAGCACAUGCAGUUCCCACAUAAUCGCGAUUUCUCUGUUCUUUGGAUCAGGUGCAUUUAUGUACCUCAAACCAUCUUCUGCUGAAUCUAUGAAUGAGGGCAAAAUCUCCUCUGUCUUUUACACCAACACAGUUCCUCUGCUGAAUCCCUUAAUCUACAGCUUGAGGAACAAAGAUGUUAAAACUGCCUUGAUAAAGACCCUGAGUACGAGAAAGUGUUGA
Messenger RNA from Rattus norvegicus (Norway rat), 933 nucleotides. RefSeq names its product olfactory receptor family 8 subfamily B member 1C (gene Or8b1c). Gene Ontology annotation, cellular component: membrane; plasma membrane. The transcript has a single exon. NCBI's taxonomy places the organism in Eukaryota, Metazoa, Chordata, Mammalia, Rodentia, Muridae. The record is from RefSeq and is marked reviewed. Gene Ontology annotation, biological process: signal transduction; detection of chemical stimulus involved in sensory perception of smell; G protein-coupled receptor signaling pathway. The coding region runs from base 1 to 933 and encodes 310 amino acids. Gene Ontology annotation, molecular function: G protein-coupled receptor activity; olfactory receptor activity.